Diaporthe citri is the source of this 1506-nucleotide messenger RNA. RefSeq lists its product as uncharacterized. Gene Ontology annotation, molecular function: oxidoreductase activity, acting on the aldehyde or oxo group of donors, NAD or NADP as acceptor. Bases 1 to 1506 code for a protein of 501 amino acids. The transcript has 3 exons. NCBI's taxonomy places the organism in Eukaryota, Fungi, Ascomycota, Sordariomycetes, Diaporthales, Diaporthaceae. The record is from RefSeq and is a predicted model, not a curated record.
AUGGCGGCUUCAGUAGAGCUCACUGCCCCUAAUGGGCGAACAUACCUCCAGCCCACAGGACUAUUCAUCAACAACAAAUGGGUGCAGUCGUCGGAUGGAGGUAGAAUAGCCAGCAUAAACCCAACCAACGAGCAAGAAAUAGUAUCAGUCUCCGCCGCAACAAGCCAAGACGUCGACAAUGCGGUAAAAGCAGCACGAGAGGCCCUACAGCACUCAAGCUGGCGAGACCUGCCUGGAACGGACCGCGGCAAGCUCUUGGGGCGGCUCGCUCAGCUCAUGGACGACCAUCGGGAGACCUUGGCCACGAUCGAGACCUGGGACAAUGGCAAGCCAUAUUCAGUGUCACUCAAUGACGACCUGACCGAGGCGGUCGAGACGCUCAGGUAUUAUGCUGGAUUCGCAGAUAAGGUGUUUGGCCAGGUGAUAGAGACGAGGCUAGAGAGGUUUGCUUACACUGUCCGCGAACCGGUUGGAGUGUGUGGCCAGAUCAUACCGUGGAACUACCCCCUGGCAAUGGCGGCCUGGAAGCUCGGCCCUGCUCUGGCCUGCGGCAACACGGUCGUCCUCAAGCCAGCAGAGCAGACCCCGCUCUCCAUCCUGUUCGUCGCCAACCUCGUGGCCGAGGCCGGCUUCCCACCCGGCGUCGUCAACAUCGUCAACGGCCUCGGGACCGUCGCGGGUGCGGCCCUCGCCUCCCACCCGGACGUGGACAAGAUCGCCUUCACGGGCUCCACGGCCACGGCAAAGCAGAUCAUGAAGAUGGCCAGCGGCAACCUGAAGAACAUCACGCUCGAGUCGGGCGGAAAGAGCCCGCUGAUCGUGUUCGACGACGCGGACCUGGACCUGGCGGCCUACUGGGCCCACGCGGGCAUCAUGUCGAACCAGGGCCAGGUCUGCAGCGCGACGUCGAGGAUCCUGGUCCAGGGCGCCGUCUACGACAGGUUCCUGGCAAAGUUCCGCGAGCAGGUGUCCAAGAUCUCCAAGGUCGGCGACCCAUUCGACGAGGGCACGUUCCAGGGGCCCCAGGUCUCCAAGGCCCAGCUCGAGAGGGUUCUUUCCUAUGCCGAGCUCGGCAAGCAGGAGGGCGCGAGGCUCGAGCUUGGAGGCCGGCCUUUCUCGUCCGACGGCAAGGGCUUCUUCGUUGAGCCGACGGUCUUCACCGGCGUCACCCCACAGAUGAGGAUCUUCCAGGAGGAGGUCUUUGGCCCUUUUGUGGUUAUCAGCCGCUUCGAGACCGAGGAGGAGGCCUUGGCCCUCGCCAACGGUACCCAGUACGGCCUGGGGAGCGCCCUCUUUACUACCAACCUGAUCCGUGCCCACACCGUGGCUAAGAAGAUCCAGGCUGGCGUUGUGUGGAUCAACUCAAGUAACGACAGCGACUGGCGGGUGCCUUUUGGUGGUGUAAAGCAGAGCGGCAUUGGUAGGGAGCUUGGCGAGGCUGGUCUUGCCGCCUACUCAACCAUCAAGGCCGUUUAUGUGAACCUUGCCACGCCAUCGAAGCUUUAG